Molecule: messenger RNA, 3694 nt
Organism: Centropristis striata (black sea bass)
Lineage: Eukaryota; Metazoa; Chordata; Actinopteri; Perciformes; Serranidae
Gene: hhipl1
Product: HHIP-like 1
Exons: 9
Coding region: 69-2474 (801 amino acids)
Cellular component (GO): membrane
Source: RefSeq, a predicted model, not a curated record
AAAGUGCACACAGGAAGCCGUUUGUGCACAAACCUCUCCUCCAUGGUCUCGGACCGACGCACGCCACGAUGCAGCAGCGGUGUUACGGCAAAGCCCCGGCCCGGCUGCGGGUCCGGCUCUUCGGCGUGUUGUGUGUUCUGGCGUUCGGUGCCGCACCUGUAGCGUCACACCCGCAGUGUUUGGACUUUAAGCCGCCUUUCCGCCCGCUGCGGGAGCUGGAGUUCUGCGUCAUGUACAAGGAGUUUGGCUGCUGUGAUUAUGAGAAGGACCAGGAGCUGAUGGGAAAGUUCUACCGCGUUAUGGAUAAUUUCGAUUAUUAUGGUUACGCCAAUUGUGCUGGGUUCGUGCUGGAGCUGCUCUGCCAGGAAUGCUCUCCAUAUGCUGCUCACCUUUAUGAUGCUGAGGUCCGGAGCACCCCGAUCAGGACCAUCCCCGGCCUCUGUCCUGACUACUGCUCCCAGUUUUGGAAAAAGUGCAGCGCCACCAUCCCUUACCUGUCCGUGGACCCACAUAUUGCCAGAGUCGCAGAUGACCAGACACGUCUCUGCCAGUACCUGGACCUGGACGACCCCGACUACUGCUACCCACACCUCCUGAGCAACCAGAAGCUCACCCAGAAUCUGGGCCGGGUUCAGUCGGACACAGACGGCUGUCUGCAGCUUUGCCUUGAAGAAGUCGCCAAUGGGCUGCGGAACCCGCUGGCCAUGGUGCACGCAAACGAUGGCACGCAUCGGUUCUUUGUGGCCGAGCAGGUGGGCUUGGUGUGGACGUACCUUCCUGAUAGGUCCAAACUGGAGAAGCCAUUUUUGAAUAUUACCAAGGCAGUGUUAACGUCAGCAUGGGAAGGUGAUGAAAGAGGCUUUCUGGGACUCACCUUUCACCCCAAGUACAAGUUCAAUGGAAAGCUGUAUGUGUAUUACUCCGUGGAGGUGGGUUUUGAUGAGAGGAUCAGGAUCAGUGAGUUCCACGUGUCAGCCAGUGACAUGAAUGUGGUGGAUCACACCUCUGAGCGGGUUAUUCUGGAGAUCGAUGAACCAGCAUCCAAUCACAACGGAGGGCAGCUUCUAUUUGCAGAUGAUGGCUACUUAUACGUUUUCACAGGUGAUGGUGGAAUGGCGGGAGACCCAUUUGGGAAAUAUGGGAAUGCCCAGAACAAGUCAGCUCUACUGGGUAAAGUUCUUCGCAUUGAUGUGAAUGACAACGAGAGAGGCCCGUUGUACAGAAUCCCUCCAGAUAAUCCCUUUGUACAUGAGCGGGGGGCACGACCUGAAGUUUACGCUUAUGGUGUCCGUAAUAUGUGGAGGUGCUCUGUGGACCGGGGUGACUCUUGGACCAAGGAGGGCAAAGGGCGGAUCUUCUGCGGGGAUGUGGGCCAGAACAAGUUCGAAGAGAUCGACAUCAUUGAGAAAGGUCGAAACUACGGCUGGAGAGCCAAAGAGGGCUUCUCCUGCUACGAUAAGAAGCUGUGCGCCAACAGCUCACUAGAUGAUGUCCUCCCGAUAUACGCGUACCCUCACAAGAUGGGAAAGUCAGUGACUGGAGGCUAUGUGUACCGAGGCUGUGAAUACCCCAACAUGAACGGCAUGUACAUAUUUGGAGACUUUAUGAGCGGGCGUUUGAUGAGUCUGCGGGAGGACAGAGGCACAAAGAAAUGGACGUACAGUGAGAUCUGUAUGGGGAUGGGCCUGACCUGCGCCUUCCCUGGACUUAUCAACAACUACCACCAGUACAUCAUCUCCUUUGCAGAGGAUGAAGCUGGUGAGCUGUACUUCAUGUCGACUGGAGUCCCGAGUGCUACGUCCCCUUCAGGAGUCAUUUAUAAAGUGGUGGACCCCUCAAGACGUGCUCCACCAAGACAGUGUCACUACGACCCUCUUCCUGUCAGAGUGAAAAGUACCCUGAUCAAGUUUGUCCCUCAGGAAACAUUAAUCGGCCUUGAGCCCAAAGUCCAGCCUGAUCCAGAACCCACAGAGUCCUAUGACUGGCUUCAGGAGCUCAUUGACCGUCUCGCAGCACCAGACCUGACUACACCUUCACCAACCACGACCAAACCGCCCAGACAACCGAGGCGGAAAGGCAGACGCAGGAAGAACAAAUCCAGAACAGAGAGCGCGGCCGAGAUCCAGAACGGAGCGGUGAGGCUGGUCGGGGAUGAAGAAGGCCGCAGUGACCGUGGACGCGUGGAGGUCUACGUUAACAGGGCGUGGGGCACCGUGUGUGAUGACCUGUGGACCACCAAGAAUGCUGCGGUGGUCUGCCGGCAGCUGGGCUUCAGGUACGCUCUGAAGGCGGCCAAGAACUCAGAGUUCGGGGAGGGGAAGGAUCUGCAGAUUGUCCUGGAUGAUGUCCAGUGUGAAGGGACAGAGUCCAGUCUGCUGGACUGCAAACACGCUGGCGUGGGGACACAUAACUGUGCCCAUUAUGAAGACGCAGGAGUGAUCUGUGGCAACUCAGACUAUGUUAUAGAAGUCUAAUAUGUUUGAGUUUAAAAAAAUCUGAGCUAAUGAUCAUCAACUAAAACUCUUAAAAAUUGAAAGUGGUAUUUUCAGUGUUCCCAUGAAUGAGCACACCGAACAUGACAUUUUCAGCAGCUACAAUAGAAUUGAAUGGUAUAAACCCUCUGAACCCCAAUAUUUUCUUUAAAAGAACACCAAAAAUAUAUAAUUUAUCAUAGAAAUAAACUAUAAAAACAGGUGUUGUUGUCAAAAUGUUUCAUCAGUCCUUGAACAGAUCAUAGGUUGUGAAAGAUUCCAUUAGAAAAAGUAACCAAAACAAAGCUUAAAAUUGUGAUAUUUCUGUUAAAAUCACUUUAUUCUAUAUCUCAUUAAAAACCGUUUGGAAUAACUAAAAACCCUGUUAAAACAUUAAAUUCUGCUCCUCAGUGACACUGUGAAGCCAUGAUUGAUUUUGCUGAGAUGAACGGUCACGUGAUAAAUGUUCACUGAAAAUCUGUUUACACAGAGCAGAGGGGAGAGGACAAGAGAGGUUGCGAGUAGAGGUUGUAAAAAUGCAAAUAUAAUAUAUGAUAUAUGAUAUUAUACAGUGUUAAUCUGCACAAAAUAAUUCCCUAAUAAAAAAUAAUGCCAUGAUUGUGCUGAUUCAAGAGAGGUGCGGGACUUCUAUAUUGCAGUGUAAUACAAAGCCAGUGAGUAAAAUGUAAAAAGAACAAAAAAAUGCCAUGAAACAGCUUCAGAGGUUCAGUGGGUUGAUGUGCUUGAAAAUUGCUGUGUUGGUUUUCAGUCUAUAAUAAAAAAAAAAUGAUUAAAAAGAAGAAGUAUUUUAGAAAACAGUCCAGUUUGCUAUGAAUAAGAAAUAUGGCACACAGAAUGUAAAAUGUUUGGAAAUCAAUCUAAAGCAGGAAGUGAUGUCGCUUCAGGACAACAUUCCAGAGGUUGUCUCUGAGGUUAACAGCUGGGCUGCAUUGAUGUAACCAUGUCCAUGGCUUUUAGUUGCCAGUAAAUGUUUAUAGAAGAGUUUAUUUUUAAUUGUCCACCACAGACUUGAAUGUAUCAUUUGAAUGUAUGUGUGGCACUGAUAUUACACAUUAAGUCUUUGCCUUCUCACUGAUUUGUUACGGUAACAAAUUUGAAUGUCACACUACCGUGCCCACAGAAUGAAUGUAUCGCUGUAUGAUGAUGUUGUAAUUUUAGUAAAUAAUUUUAAUAAAAGAUUGUUGUACUUGCUUCCACACACA